AUGGCCAGUGAAAUAGCAGGGGAAGCGGCCACCAUGCCCCUAACAAACGGGGUCCUCCAUCCUCCAUCAGAUGAGUCUGCAGCACCCUCGACGCCUGGAAAACGAAGGCGUGCCUCGACCCCCGCAGCAACCCCGACACAAGAGAAGAAAUCUACAGUGAAAACCAGUGAGGAGGACAAGGCGGAGCUAAAUACGAACUUGCGCUACAUUAUACAGAUUGCUGCUCAGGAUGAUGAGCAUCUAUCCGUUUUCAGUUCGUCCUUCGCACCAUCGUCGCCAUCGAAACCUCGCUCCAAACGCCCAAAGCUCUCGGCUGAAAGUUACAAUCUGGAUAGCAUCGAAUCCCGCGUCGCCGGAGGGCAAUACCUAUCCUAUCAAGGUUUUUUGAGUGACGUAGACCAAGCAUGCGCAGCUAUUUUCGAAAGACAGACUGCGGUUGAUAAUGAAGAUGUUUUGUCGGUGCAGACAAAAGUCGCUGCUCUCAAGCAUCGUUUGAAUGGCCUCGUCCAUCAAGCUUUGUCUCAGGGUUCUGCCCAAAUCAAAGUUGAACCUAUUUCAAAUGAAUCGCCCCGGGAUAUCACACGCCGCGACAGGAAAGUCUUGACCCUCUAUGGGGGAAGUUCUUCCAAUGCCAAACAACUAUUCUCUAGCUUACAGAAGCUCAAUGACACCGAGUCUGAAAGGUCCGCGACUUUUCCUGAAGACAGAUUGCCGAAUGGUAUCACAACUMCCCGAGCCAUUCCAUACAAUCUAGAAAUGGACGAGAAACCGGUCAAGACAUUCGGUGAAGUAUUUGCGCCGCGCUCAACGCUUGCUCAGCUAGAGCCUCCGCGUCGUGGUCGACCAUGGGCGAGAGAUCCCUCGAGCACAUGGAUUGAUGCAUUUGACGCCAUCACAGACUAUGAUAAUAUUCUAGGUCAAAAACACCACCAUUCAUUUGCCAAACUUCCAUCUGGCUACUGGCUGCAUUACGGUGGUGAUAGUGAAUCUCCCUCGUAUUGGGAUCGACGAGAGAAAGAUGAUGAAGGGGAAGCCAGCAGUCAGAAUGCUCGAUAUAUCAACGAAGAUACAGCUGUCAUCUACGGCGCUUAUUCUUCAUUUGCUCCUUCAUUUGAUAGUUCACAUUCCGUUAUGCAGUCAGAUGCCAAGAGCAGCAUGUGGUGGGCGAAGAGAGGCUCUAGGCGUUUCAAUGCGAUGUUGGCACUUCACAAAGCGGCUCGACUAGAUGAGGAUCAGCCACUUACUGGAAUCGACGAAACUACGUUAGAACAAGACGUCAAGUCAUUCAUUGAAAACGGUUCCCUCGAGGCCAAGUCGGAAGAAACGAGCGAGGCAGCUAUGGAUGAUAAAGAUGUUGAUGCGGUACUUCAAGACAUAUCUGAGCUCCUGCAGACUUUGAACUCUUUCCGUCGAAAUCGCAACUUAGAAUCACCAUCACAAGGUGAAUCAAAAACUGAUGACAACACUGGAACCCCGAUUUCUCCAUCUGCCGCAGAACUUGCUACAUACGAAACUUUGAAGGCGGGACUUGCAGCUAUCAUAUCAAAUUUACCUCCUUAUGCUGUUGCGAAAUUGAACGGAGACCAAUUGGCUGAGCUCAAUAUUAGUCAGAAGAUUCUGGUGGAGAUGCCGACCUAUAACGGAACCAUGGAAGAGGAUGACUAUUCACUGUUACAGAGACGAAUUGCUGCAACUGCGCCUGCUGCAACACCAUCGCGAACRGGGUCUUAUCAAGCCACUCCUGGGUACAAUCAACGCAUGUACUCUACAACAAAUGCCAGGCCUCAGCAACCAGCUGCUGGCCCACAGUACUAUCAGGGCCGUCAAUCGUCAUCUACGCCUUAUACUCCGGCAGCUAGUACCCCACAACAAAAUUAUGUCGGUCUUCGUCCGCAGGCCUCACCAUCCCAACGACCAAGCAAUGUUCCCACCUAUUCUCCCGGCCAAUACCAGCCUCAGCCAAGGGCUACACCAAAUGGCUACGCUCCUUAUAGCGCACAAUCGGCGCCUUCGCCGGGACCUGGUUAUCAACAAAAUCCUGCGUUCACUGCAGGAAGAAGUGCUUCUCCACAAAAGCCUCAAGGUUAUGCCACGCCACAGACCGCCGCACGUACAGCGUACCUGAACCCGGCACCAGGCAACGCUCAGCGUUAUUAUCCUCAGCAAACGGGGCCUUCACCUGCUGUGUACGCGAAUUACGCACCAUCGGCAACACAGACACCGGGACAAUAUGCCAUGUCUCCUAAUGUUGCAGCCGCUCAUUAUCGGACCGCGGCUGCGGAACAAGCUAUGGCUUUGGCAAGACACAAGGCUCAGUUUGAAGCUUCUCGUCAAGUAUCGGGUACCCCCAAUCCGCCACAGAGCAUUACGCAAGCCUCCUCACAAGCACGAAGCGAAAGCCCAGCUACGAAGCAGAGCGCAACUCCUACACCAGCCACGUGA
This is a messenger RNA of Talaromyces amestolkiae, 2442 nucleotides long. RefSeq lists its product as uncharacterized. The transcript is spliced from 2 exons. The record is from RefSeq and is a predicted model, not a curated record. Lineage: Eukaryota; Fungi; Ascomycota; Eurotiomycetes; Eurotiales; Trichocomaceae. Bases 1 to 2442 code for a protein of 813 amino acids.